Molecule: messenger RNA, 2072 nt
Organism: Cannabis sativa
Lineage: Eukaryota; Viridiplantae; Streptophyta; Magnoliopsida; Rosales; Cannabaceae
Product: protein RGF1 INDUCIBLE TRANSCRIPTION FACTOR 1
Exons: 3
Coding region: 498-1190 (230 amino acids)
Source: RefSeq, a predicted model, not a curated record
AUAGUAACAAUAAUAAAAAAAAAAUUAUGAAUCCCAAUUGCAAUUUUCCAUGUCUUCCUAAAUCCCACCCCAUAAUAAUAAAUAAAUAAAUAAAUAAAAAUUGAUAAGACCAAAGAGAGCAUGAAAAUGAAAGGAAAUAAAAAGGAAAGAAGGAGGUGGGUUCCUUGCACCCAACGCAUCUACCUUAGGUUUUUGGUUCGGAACUUGGUUCGGUUGUGGACUUUCUAAGGAUAAGAACGACCUCUCUCUCUCUCUCUCUCUCUCUUAACGCCAUCAUCUACCACUCCCUACAAGAACCCAUAAUUUCCCUCACCGCCUCCAUUCUUCUUCUCAAACCUAAACCACUUAAACACACCCCACUCUCUUUCUUCAUUCAAAAAGCUUCAAUCUUUCUCAUUCCCAAUUCAAAGAAGCUGUCUUUCUCUGGUUUAGUCAAGCUGGCGAUCGAAAACCAAGACUCCACUGUUCGUGAAAUCAAGCCCAAAAGCAGAAGAAUCAUGGGUGCUGGAGGUCCUGAUGAUGAGGACAACAGAUGGCCACCAUGGUUGAAACCUCUGUUAAGAGAGAGUUUCUUUGUUCAAUGCAAGUCACAUGCUGAUUCACACAAGAGUGAAUGUAAUAUGUACUGUUUGGAUUGUAUGAACGGAGCUCUCUGUUCUCUCUGUUUAGCUUACCACAAAGACCACCGUGCUAUUCAGAUAAGGAGGUCAUCUUAUCAUGAUGUGAUAAGGGUUUCAGAGAUUCAGAAAGUGUUGGAUAUCAGUGGUGUUCAGACCUACAUUAUCAACAGUGCUAGAGUAGUGUUCUUGAAUGAGAGACCUCAGCCUAGGCCUGGAAAAGGAGUAACUAAUACCUGUGAAGUCUGUGAAAGAAGUCUCCUCGACUCUUUCAGAUUCUGCUCCCUCGGUUGUAAGGUAAUAAUAAUGCCUUAUUUCUCCUUUCUUUCUGUUUGGUUUCCGAGAAAAAUAAAAUAUUCUCAGAUUUCUUUCUAUCAAAAUCAAACCAAUCAGCUCAGACUAAAUGUCGUCAAUCUGUUUGGUUUAACCAAAUUAGUUGACUUUUCCGUCGUAUUGCGGCCACUAAUUGCUGGUUACCAAAAUGUGGGACUUUUAUCUGAAUCACUACACUUUUUCAAUACCCAUUUUCCUGCAUUUUCCCGGGAACCAAACAAGUCCGAGUCUUUUCAAUAAAAAUCAAAACUUUUAUUCUGGGUCAGCCUAAAUUUAAUAAUUUUAGAGCUUUGUGUUCUAACAAAUUUUGGUUCUUUUGUCUUUUUUUGACCAGAUCGUUGGGACCUCAAAGAAUUUCCAGAAGAAAAAGAAGCAGCAAAUGACACUAAUGGCGUCUGAUUCUGAGGAUUCAUACAGCAGUAGCAGCCAUGGUCAACGGUCAAAGGUUCAUAAUCACAAUCAUAAUCAUCAUAACAAGGUUGUUCAGAGCUUCACGCCGUCAACACCGCCUCCAACUUCCGUUAAUUACAGAACGGCCAAGCGAAGAAAGGGUAUUCCCCACCGUGCCCCAAUGGGAGGACUAAUUAUUGAAUACUAGAAGUGUCCGUAAUUUUUAGUUAAUUGCACUAUUGCCCCAUAUACGAACUUAGUUUUGCCAUAAUACCCCUUCUCCCCAAUGCCCAGAGCUUUUCUCUACGAAGGCCGGUAUUGGAUUGGAGACUCUACCCACUACUACUACUAUUAUUACUAGUAAUGUAUAUAAGACGACGCCGUUUGGGAAAGUGCAAUAGAAAAGUAAAGUUGGGAAAGGUAGGAAAUAAAGACAAAAUACCAAGGACUAAAAAGAAAAAAAAAAUAUAGCAAGUAUUGAAAAAACUCCUUUAGAGUUUAGUGUCCUAGUUUUGGAGAAAUAGAGUGAUUAUACAUAAGUUUUGAGUUUUUAAUAUAAGAAAAAAAAAAUGUAAAUAUUUUUGUUUAUUCUCUUUAUCUCUCUCUUUUCUUUUGGGGCCUUAAUAUUUUAGAGGGAUUAGGAUGAAAAAAAAAUAAUUAAUGUACUCCUUGGAAAUAGGGGAAUGUCUAUAUAUGGAAAAAAAUGUAAUAAAAAGAUUUUUAUAGUUUGUA